CUGACAUCGCUUUACCAGGUUUUUAACAUCCUGAAGGAAGUUAAAAGUUAUAUGAAGUAACACAAAAUGAAUCCAUUGAAUUUUGUAAUUGUGACAAUUUUGUAUUGUUUCGGAGGGAUUUGCAAAGGUCAGUUAGUCUUUGUUUCACAAGAUGAAGCGAAAUGGAACGAAUCUAGAUGCACCUUGGCAGAACCAAAUGUGAUCUGCAGGGAUGAUGGCUCUUGUAUUGUUGAAAAUGGUUUGGAUUUUCUUACAAAUGCAGAAGAUCAAGACAAUGGAUUUUGGAUUGGAUUUGCCAAAACAUGGAUAAGUUAUGCUUAUGUUGGAUGUGGGCAAUUGAAUUCUGGAGCCGAAUAUUCUGUUUCAACUCUGGGCGAAUGUAGACGUACAACAGGAUGCAAAACGUUCGGUAUACAAAAAUCAACAGCGGGUUUGCGAUGUAAAUGUGCCAGUAAUAACGCACCGUGGAAACAAACAUGCGGAGAAAAAUGUGAAGAAGCUGAUCAAUAUCCAUGUGGUGGCGCGGCGGAUACAAACACAUUCUCAGUUUACACUGUAGAAAAUGUUCCUUCUAGCGACCAUGCACAAGACAUUCACAGAAACUGCCUACUGUUCUAUUAUAAGUACAGACCUAGAAAUGAUUAUUUUUGGGAGUCAUGCAAUUUAGUCUACGCACCAGCACUAUUAUGCAGCAACAAAUAUUUUACAGACAUGCACGGUACUGUUAUAGAAAACAACCCGAUGGCGGAAGUACAUGAUCGAAUUUAUUCAAACUGGGCUCAGGCUGUUGAAAGCUGCAUCGUUCGAGGAAAAUUCCCUGCAUCGAUAAAAAGUAUUAAAAAUGGGAAUUUUACAGACAAGAAAGCUCAGAACCACUGGACAGGGAUAAUUAAAACAGAAUCUAUUAUAUCUCUGAACGAUAUGCUUGGUAAUAGCACCAAUCCACCUUUGACGUAUGCAUAUGUGGAGAAGAUGAACCAGACUUUUUACGUCAGAUUUGCAAACAAAGGUGACUUGAAAAAAAGCUUGUGCGCAGAAGGUACGUUGCCGUCAACCGCUUAUGGCAAUACAACAUACACAGAUCAAACACAAGCGCCAACAUUUAAUACAACGCCAAUAUCGCUUCCGGUACCUGAAGAAACAACAGAAUCAUCUAUAGACAAGGACGAAGGAGGGUCAUCCACUGAUAUAGUGGUCGGUGUGGUUAUUGCUGUGACAUUACUUGUUGUUGGAGUACUUGCAGUUAUGAUUAAGAGAAGGGGCAUGCUCAGGGCUUGCUUUAAAAACACCGCGACAGCAAAGUCUUCAGGACUGCCAGACACAGCGGUGUCCACUUCUUUGGACAAUCAACAGCGAGUUGAAUAUGUUAACACAGCAAACAAUGGAAUGGACAAAAACACUGGAAAGAGCAUAAAGGGAAAUACUUACGAAAAGCUUAACAUGACUACGGGUGUUGACAACUAUCUCUCAAUCGAAAAAAUAAAUGCAGUCGAGCAUGAAUAUCAAAAUACAUGAAUGCAAAGAGGAACGUAAAAUGCAAAGCAAAUAUUUGUUUUUUAGCUGUUUUUUCAUAUAUGGUACAUUUAUUUAUCAAUUACAUCCAUAACAUAACGAUAUGUUUGUAUUAACAUAAAAUGUCAUAAUAUUGCUUUUUUAAUGAUUCAACAUAAUUAUACAUAUAUUUGUCAGUAAAUAAUUUUAACCGGUUCUAAACUGGCUCAAAACAAUUGACAAAAUACGCAAUAUUAUCCCAGUAAUUUUUAUUGUUUCAUUAAUAAACACAAAAACAUAUCAUAUCAUAUUGUUUAAGUUUCAUUUUGCAUGUCAAUCAAUUUCACCAAACAGUCACAGAAAGCAACAUGUUCAUAAUUGAUUAAACGAAGACGGGAUUUUCUGAUAUUACUUGUGAAGCUAAUAUUGUCUUCAUUUUUAGCUCUACUGGCCAAAGGCCAGAAGAGCUUAUGCGAUGGUAAUGUGUACGUAGUAUGUGCGUCCGUGCGUUCGUACGUCCGUGCGUCCGUGCGUCUGUAAACAAUUGCUUGUGAACACCAUACAGUCUUCAGUUUUGAUUGUAUCUCGAUAUAACUUGUACAGUAUUUUAAUAUCCAUUAAAGCUCGGUUCCUUUUGAAAACCAUCCAGAUCCGCCUAUGCAUACUUAGAUUAUUGGUCUUGAAAGUAUAAAAAAAUGCUUUUUGUUAGCUAAGUCUAUUUUUAGCCAAGUUUACAUGUAAAGUCACAAUUGCUUUUUGUUUUGUUUGUUCAUGUUUGAUUAUGCAACAAUUUAUGAACUUCGAAAUAGCAAACAACUAGUUCACUGAAGUAGCUGUCUAGAUAGUUUUUCUCUGCUUCGUGCUGAUCCUCAUGGUUCUUUGAAGAACAUGAGAACCAUGAUUCUGAAUAUUUACAUGCGCCUGGAACGUGAGUGAAGUUAUAUAAUUGUAUUAUUUAAAAGUUGACAGGUUUUACCAGGUUUGUUUUAUUAAGCGUUUUAGCAAAGCGAAAGUAGUUCCGAGAUUGCACACGGUACUCGCAUGAUACGGAACCAGAAAACGACAGUAUGAUGAUACGGAUUUCUCAAUACGACGUGCUGUAUUUUCACUGUUGGAUAUCGAAAAGGAAUUUGAUAGGCAUAUAAUAAAGAAUAAGACUGUUCUAGUGUCCUUCAAAAUGGCAUUUUUAUGCCAUUGAAAAAAUUCCGGGUAGCUAUUAUGUAAAUAAUAUCACAGCAUUAUUUUAAUGUUUCGUGUUAAUGUUGUUUGAUGUCAAAAUUAUAAUCAACACUUUUGUAUUUACAGUAUAUGCAGCAAUUGGUUUAUAGGUCCGGGUUUGUAACUAUAUACUGAAUAUCUACAUCCUUAGCAUCCAUUGCAUACGUAUCAGAAACAUGUAAGGUAAUUUCACUUCUUGUCCCGUUAGAGGUGUCACGUAAUAUUUAGCCAUGGAUUUCCGAAAGCUGUCAUAACAUAGGUAAAUAUUAUAGAUCGCAUAAACAGUGUGUGUAUACCACGUGAUAAAUUACGUCAUAUAAGCUAUGUCGGAUUGCAACAUUUUACUUGAAAUGAAGACUUAAA
Mya arenaria is the source of this 3072-nucleotide messenger RNA. RefSeq lists its product as uncharacterized. The coding region runs from base 67 to 1515 and encodes 482 amino acids. Lineage: Eukaryota; Metazoa; Mollusca; Bivalvia; Myida; Myidae. The transcript is spliced from 10 exons. The record is from RefSeq and is a predicted model, not a curated record.